Molecule: messenger RNA, 1441 nt
Organism: Postia placenta MAD-698-R-SB12
Lineage: Eukaryota; Fungi; Basidiomycota; Agaricomycetes; Polyporales; Adustoporiaceae
Exons: 8
Coding region: 146-1270 (374 amino acids)
Source: RefSeq, a predicted model, not a curated record
AUUGCUUUCCCUUUCCCCAGCUAGCCUGGUUGCAGAGCUUCAAGUUACUCGAUUCGCAGGUCGUCGGCCGUUCCCUUCAUUUUGACUUCAAAACAUUCAUUUUGUUUGAUAUAACCACAUCUUUUCUUGAAGCCUUGAUCUCGUCAUGUUGUCCAACCACGUGCUUGCUCUUGCUUUGGCGUGCUCUGCCAUAGCUUUGCCAAUUAUGAAACGUGAAGUGCCUCAGGAGCACUCACACAACAUCGUUCUGGCGUCCGUUCGCCCCAUGCUCGCGCUCGACAAUCCUAAUAACAUCGAGGACCCGGUAUUUGGUCUGCUAGGAAACGCAGCCGCCGCCGCAGGCGCUGGAAGUAUUACAAAUCUAGAUUGUCUCCAACAAGACACUGCCGACCAGGCCUUCACCAAUGCGAAGGCGGCGGGUAACGUGACAGGCAUGACCUAUGCCCUGAUCUAUCGAGCCAUUGAGCGGAACACAGCGGCCGUGGGUCAAGCGUCGGUCAUCUGUAACGAGACAGCAAAGAACCCGGAGAUUGCAGCCAUCACGCAACACCAGGACCCUGCAUCUGCCAACGCCGCUACCACGAACAAGAACAUCGUCCUCGCGCUUGCGAAGCAGAUUGCGUCCGUCGGCGGCGACCCGCAGCUGGCCCUGACGUCCGGCACUUUCGCGCCAGGCACUAUCGGCGACCCUACUGCCGCGGGCAACACAUGUGAUGUCGCCGACGACGAACCUGGGUGCAUCUUCUCGCAGAACCUUCUGGUCGACGAUGCCACCGCCGCAGAAAUAAGUGCUGCUGUUGCAGGUGUCGCUGCCACAUCUGCGGCCGCGUCUGCAGCCUCGACCGCGGCGGCAAGUGCUACCACCGCUGCCGACGAUUCCACUGCAACGUGCGCUUCCAUUGCCACCGUCACUAUUACUGUGACAGACGCUGCGACUGCCACAGCCGCGACGGACGUCGCGUCGGCCACCGCGGCAGCAACGACGACUGCAGCAGCGGCUGCGGCAACCUCGGCUGCCUCGGGGGCGAACCUUCAGACCUUCACUGGUGCCCUCGGUGGCGUCGCGGCUCCCGCGGUAACCGCUGGUGGCCGUGGCUUUGAGGUCGCGGGCGAGACCGGGGAAUCCUUCCUUAACGUCGCCGCCGCGCUCGGCCGCUCGUGCGACGUCCAGCACAACCAGUGCGCGGACGCUGCCAACUCGGGCGGGCAGUCCUUCACCGUUGGCGACUGUGACACGCAGGACACGCAGUGCAAGGCCGCGGCGAACUAAGGGCCUGGUGGCGUGUGAUGCGGAUCUGAACAAAACGUAAAUUAUCGCCGCCUGCUGGAUCGUGUCGGGCGGCGUGUGGGAUCGUUGAGGUGUUUUCGUUGGUUAUAUCCCUAUUUUGUUUUUUGUAGUCAACAUACCCGGCUCCGCGAAUCGAAGCUUGUUCCUGCCUUA